ACAAUGUCUUCAAUUACUUUCCAUGGACGCGAUAGAGGCUACGGAAGUGGUUAUGGAAGGAACAGUACGCCAUGGAGUCGAAAGCAAUGCGUGCAGCAGGCUCCUCUUCCCCCACGGGGUGAGGUUCUUGCAACGAUUUAUCCAAUUGACCUUCAAGAGGAGAAGCAGGAUAUAACCGCUCAGAUAAUUGACAGCCAAUGCUUGGCUUCUUACAACUGGCUCAGUGGAGGAGAGCCUCAUAUCCUCAUACCGGGUGAGCCUCCGAGGUGGGCUCCUCUCUCAAACCCAACUCGGCUGGCGGAGGAUUCGGGACUAUACUUUCGAGAUCAGAAUGCUGCUCGCUAUCCUAGCCACCCUAUGGAACCAAUGAUUCAAGCCAUUCUUGCAAGCAAACCUGACUUCUCGCUUCGGGACACUGACAUUGUCGCAUGCGGAAGUACACUCGGGAAUUUGUUACGUUUUGUCCGCGGCGAGGGCAAGCCCUUUCGAAUCCUCGUUGAAGCCAUUGGGAGAACAGUCUUUUUCAUGAGGAGAGAAAAUGCCCAUGACGAGGUAAUCCCAAAUGUAUACGGGUACGGCCACACUUUCCCCGAGGCAUAUACCACGUGGAGCGCGGACGUGAAAGGAUCCGAGUCACACCAAAGAGUGAUGAAGUACGACCUUGCUGGUAUGAGUUGCUUAGUCCGCUUUGAAGCAGACGGUUAUCUACCUUCGGUGGCACAGAACAGUAGCAGUCGCAGCUCAGAAGGGGAUCCACCAGAGGCCGCAGAAGAUCUUCUGUCUUCCUUGAAAAACGUUGCUAUUUCCAACCUACCUGAAAGUGGUCUAAAAAUCUCAGAAACCCUCAAAGUGUCAGCCGGAGGUGAAUUCACCUCUCAGUCGGCCAUUUUUGACCUGAAAACCCGCUCCAUUAGGAAGAAGGACGAGGAUACACUCGGCCAAGAGUUACCCCGGCUGUGGAUUGCACAGGUCCCUAACUUUAUUCUUGCCCACCACAAAGCUGGGGUGUUUAGUGAUAUCCAAGUCGUCGACGUACGCGAGCGGGUCAAGCAUUGGGAAGAAGAUCAGAAACCCACUCUGGCCAGGUUCGCCGACCUGCUGAAGAAGAUAGUGGCUUUUGCGCGAAGCUCGGAGUGUGGAAGGUUUGAGAUCACCCGCGAAGACUGUGCGACCGUCUUGGAAUUAAGGGCGCAGUGCGCUGGCGCUGGGAGGGUUUUACCCCCGUAUGUGGCGAAGAAAUGGGACGAGGAACUCGCAGGAUCCGAUAGAAGCUAUUCAGUCGACGGCCUUUGA
Aspergillus saccharolyticus JOP 1030-1 is the source of this 1293-nucleotide messenger RNA. RefSeq lists its product as uncharacterized. Lineage: Eukaryota; Fungi; Ascomycota; Eurotiomycetes; Eurotiales; Aspergillaceae. The annotation marks the transcript as partial. The transcript is spliced from 2 exons. The record is from RefSeq and is a predicted model, not a curated record.